CAGAAAAAUAAUUCUACUAUGAAAUAAAAGAUCUCCAGAUAGGAGAUCUUUUCAGCAACGUAGCAUUUUAUGCAAAUUUUUUGCUUUUUCACUAUCUGAAAUUAAAUCGAACAUGCAUUAUUAGACUCUAAAUGUUGAAAAACAUAAUGUUUUGUUUUCUAGAGAUCUCGUAUUCCAAAUAAAAGUGUUUUUUUCUUGAAUCUUCAUAAGAAAUAAUUUUCUUGGUUUGAAGCACUUGUUGAGAUUAGUUUUACUAGAAAGAAAAAAAAUAUUGAAUUUCCAGAGGCGAACACAGGAUAAUGCUAUGUCAAAUAACAUAAUGAAAAAUGAAAGAACUUCUAGAUCACCAUAAUCAAAUUUAUUUCGAGAAGGAAAUAAGUAGCGCAACUCAAUCUCGAUAUUUAAUUCGAUGGGUCGACUCACGGCUAAAUAGUUUUUUUCAGGAUAUCGAGAUAAUCUUACGAAAAACCAAUAACUCCAAAAUCUUUCAUUGUAGAAUAUCAGUCCGAAUUUUAAAAACUUCUUGUUGAACAGUCUUUUUGUCACAUUGUCGAAGAAAAAAUGAAUCAACAGACCUAAAUACGCAGACAUUUAGCAUCGUAAAAAUCCGACGGAGAAAAACUAGAAUGAAUCUUUAACAUUUCAUAAAGUUUAUAUGACUUUCGCAUUUUAUAGGAUAUUCUGUGAAGUUUUUUUGUGACAUAUAUGGAAGAAAAUGUCUUUACUUACACGAGUUACAAUUCAAACAUUUUUAUAAAUAAUUAAAUUUGAGAUAUGUACAAUUAUGAAGUAAAAUGUGCAAGCCAUAUUUUACAAAAAAAACCACCUUUUCAUCGAAAGUGUCUUGGCAUCGAGUAUUCUAUCUGUUCUAAAUCUUUAUUUAGUAUAAUACUAAAUUGAAACAUCGAUGAAUUAAUUCUAUACUCGUCGAACUUAACGUGUCACUUGAAUUCUUUCGUCGGUUAGUUCUCGUUUCGUCGAAAGCUUAAUUGAUUUUCUUGUUUCGUCGAAAAAUUUUUUUUCGUGUGUUCUCGUUUCGUCGAAAAUUAAAAUUUGAAUGAAAAUAUGCAGAAUAUAAUUAGCUUACUCACAAUCAUUUCAUUUUCUUUAACAGACUAAUUCAAAAAAAAAUGAUUCUAGAUGAAUCCAUUAAAAAAUUUAUUGAGAGCAUUACAAAAGUUACACACCUAAUGGAUUAACCUCACUAAUGUCGAAAGGGAAACAUGCUGAAAUUUACAAACACCGAGCGGUGAAAAUUUUGAGAUGUUAAUAAUGUUGAGUCUGGGUAGGCAAUGAGAAAGCUGUCACUUACGUCCUUAUAUAUACCGAAACAAUCACAGAUCCUCACCCUAACUCCUAUUUUUUCACAAUUAAGGUUUGUUGUUUAUAACCACUAACUAAAUAUUUUAAUCAAGCAUUUCGAUUUGCACAUAAAUUUUUCGUAGUGGUAUUGGAUCGUUGACUGAAUGAUGUAACGAUAUAGUUUAAUUUGUUUCUUUGAUGCAACUUAGUCUGUUCAAGAAAGCGAAAGCAAUUAGAAUAAGCUAAUCAUAUUCUUCAUCUUUUCUUUCAAUUUUACGUUUCGACGAAACGAGAACGCUACAAAUAUUUUUUUCGACGAAACAGGAACACUGGGAAAAUAGCUAUAGAAAAAUUUUCGACCAAACAAGAAAAUCAAUUAAGCUUUCGACGAAACUAGAAUUCACCCUUUCGUCGAGAGUAUUCUGUGCGAAUUUUUUUUAAAUAUUUGAAAAGAGUUGACUUUGAUAUUUCAAUUCAGUGUACUCAUUUUAAUCAGUGGGCUUGAGGAAAAUUAGACAAACAAAAGCUUUAAUCAAUGUCCUAUAAAGUGGUGAAAAGCUUACGUAAAUCAUUUGAAUUGUUAUAGGACUACUGAAAUAUCUCUAUCUGACAGAAUUUUUAUAUACUCGCUCAAUCUUUCAUCUACAUUAAGACUACAACAAAUGAAACAAAAAUCACAUUUGUCUUUUCUAAUAUUCAGGCAAGUCUUACAUUGGUGGUGCUCGUCUUUGUCUAACAGCUUCUAAAGCACUUAGCAAUGAUACAUUCUAUACGGCUCAACCAUGGAUCUUUUGCCGAAUUAUUUCCAAUAUAAAUCAGACUGUAGGUCAAACAGUUCGUGUCAACAUUGAACUAACCAAAGCAAUCAAUCGAACAGAAAGUCUAGAUGAAGAUGGACAAACAACUUAUAGUGGUGUGUGGAUACCAAGAAUGAUUGCUGAAAGUACGAAUGACGAGAUGACUUAUGAUCAAUAUGGUUCUUAUAUUCGUUACUUAGCUACUCAUCAAACAGUUCAAGUCACAUUGAAAGAAACUGCAUUUUUCAUUAUGAAUAUUCAACAACCGAUCACACGAAAAGGCGAAGUUAUUUUCAAAGAUAUACUUUUUUCUACGAUGUGUCUUGAAUUUUUUGCUUUUGCAUUUCUUCUAUUCAAACUAGCUAUUUUACCACUACUUCAACGUUUAGCUAAAAAAUUUCAUCGAUUUGAUUUCUUUAGAAAACGUUUUGAACAACAACAUUUAUCUGAAAUCGCACUUUCUCGAUUAUAA
Molecule: messenger RNA, 2571 nt
Organism: Rotaria sp. Silwood1
Lineage: Eukaryota; Metazoa; Rotifera; Eurotatoria; Philodinida; Philodinidae
Source: the annotation of a GenBank genome assembly